AUUUAAACCAAACAAAAACAAAGAAUUUUCGAAGUUAAAAACGUUAUAAAAACCUUGUUUUUUGUUGUGUAUUUGUGUAGAAUGGCUACAGAACAAGGAGGAAAUGUUGAUGAAGCCAUAAUUCGUCAAGUAGAGAAUAUUCAAAAAGAGAUCUCAGAGACCCAGCAACUUGUUGGGAGGUUAGAGGACAUCAUGACUUUGCAAGAGGUUUAUCAGCAAGAUGACACAAUUUUUCAAAACAAAAUAAAGCAUUUGUCAAAGAAAUAUUCUCAUAUACGAACAACCAGAGCUGAUGGAAAUUGUUUCUUUCGAGCAUUUGGGUUCAGUUACUUAGAAUAUUUACUAGGUGACAGGAUUGAGUAUGACAGAUUUAGAAAUUUUGCUGCAAAUAGUAAAGAUGAAUUGGUAGCUCUUGGUUUUCCUUCCUUCACUGUAGAAGAUUUUCAUGAUACUUUCAUGGAGCUUGUUGACAGAGUUGGUGAAAAGAUCACUGUUGAUGAACUGUUAACGGUUUUCCAGGAUGAAGGAAUGUCCAAUUAUAUUGUAGUGUACUUAAGAUUGCUGACUUCUGCUCAACUACAAAAGAAGGAAGAUUUCUUUGAAAAUUUUAUUGAAGGGAGUCAAACAAUGAAAGAUUUCUGCAGUCAGGAAGUUGAGCCAAUGUCUCGUGAGAGUGACAAUAUACAUAUCAUUGCUUUAUCUGACGCUACAGGAGUAUGUAUACGCAUUGAACAUUUAGACAGAAGUGGUCCAGACUCUUCUGUAAAUCAUCAUGAUUUUCCAGAUGAUGGAAGCAAGCCCAUGAUCUAUCUUCUCUAUAAACCUGGUCAUUAUGAUAUACUAUAUAGACAUAAUAAAUAAUGCACAAAGUUAACACAUUUCCAUUCUUAUUUUAAAGCUUUGUUCAUAGCCAUAUUUUCUACCUUGUACAGACAUAUAUAAAUAAAUUACAGUCUAGCUGUUGCAAUG
This is a messenger RNA of Dendronephthya gigantea, 969 nucleotides long. Its product is annotated as ubiquitin thioesterase OTUB1-like. Gene Ontology annotation, biological process: protein K48-linked deubiquitination. Bases 82 to 861 code for a protein of 259 amino acids. Gene Ontology annotation, molecular function: cysteine-type deubiquitinase activity; ubiquitin binding. Gene Ontology annotation, cellular component: nucleus. The transcript is spliced from 8 exons. The record is from RefSeq and is a predicted model, not a curated record. NCBI's taxonomy places the organism in Eukaryota, Metazoa, Cnidaria, Anthozoa, Malacalcyonacea, Nephtheidae.